ACAUCCUACCAAGCCAAAAUACCGCGCGCAAAAUUUGAAAAGCCCAACCUAUGCGGCGGAUGCGUUUUCCAGCUUUACGCCAUAGCAGCACAUUUUCAAAUUACGUCUCACACGAAUGGCACCAGAGCGUAAACGGAACACACUACACCCAUAAUGGGCACUGAGUGGUGAACAGACGGCGCGUGAUUGAUCGAUUGAUUUUAUUUGCUACAAAAAGAAUGCGGAAUAGCGUCUAUGACGGGCGCGAGGCAGAAGACGACGAAAUAGAGCCGCAAGCCAGCCACGAUGGACGAUGGCGUCUGACGACAGCAACACGUCGUCCAGCGAUGACGAGGCAUCCAGCAGCGACGCGUGCGCUAAGCCUCGUGAGUCCGCCGUGGCGGCCUGCCCUACUCCGAGGGAGCUCCUGCAGUCGACGCGCGUCGCCGUGCUCUGCAAUACGCUGGCGGUGGGCACCUUCUGUCUACUCGCCGUGGCACUGCUCAUAGUCGUUGUUAACAGACAACAGGCAGCGGCGACAGCACAGCCCACGACAUCGCCCAGCGAAGAAGCGGUCGAACGUCGCCGUGCCACCGAGAAGUACAGGGCGUCCGACGAGCCCGUCGUACCAGCCAGCGUCAGGUUCGUGUGCGUGUACCGUGAUCGCGUCGGGCAGCCGGGCCUGAACCUCCGCAGCUUCCCGUACGCGUACUGUCACCACUUGGCGUACUGCUGCCUGAGUGUGCUGCCGUCUCGGGGAGAGCGAGCUGCCCUCGAAACUUUGGCGCAGCUCGGUGCCGCAAUGGGAGGGACGCCUUUCUCACUCUCCGUCAUUGUCGGCGGCUCCUCAACGGAGGACCCGUACUUGCUAGCACUGCUGCUUGACACAGAAAGCGUGCAGCGGCUGGUAGAGCGGUUGGCGCUCAUCAAUCGGAAUGGCGGCGAGGACGGGGCAACAUCGUCGUCGCUUUUCUCCCGCGUGUACCUGCACUGGAAGAGGCCACAGGAGCGGUACAAGGCGGCUAUAACUCGACUCGCCGAAGUCCUCCAGAGGCAGCUGAAGCCACACUCACUGCGUCUGGGUCUGGUUGUCGACGGCGACAAUGACGUGGCAGCGGCGUUCGACUUUCCCAGGCUCCUGGAUGUGCUUGGGGACCGCGGACUGCUCGCGGCGCCGCAGUCGUGGUCCGCGCCGAUCCCGGAGCGAGGCGGACACCACAGCGCCGAGACACUCUCUCGGCACGCGGGUCUGCGCCGUCUCAGCGAAAAGCACAGCGACCGCGUUUGUCACGCGCUUAGCGUGGCCGCUGUGGCCAGCGAAAGGUCCGAGGCAGUGAUCGAUAUUUCCUACGGCAGCGUGUGCAACAUGAACUUCACCAACAUUUACAGCCACGGACUUGCAACCGUCGGGGUGACCGCUUUCGGCGACGCUGUCUCCUUCCUGAAGCCGGCUCGUGCCCGCCAGUUUGCGGCUGCCCUCUGCAAACGGGCCAAGACCGACUGCGUCGCCUUUUGGGACCCAGAAUGCGACGACUACGCAGGAAGAUGCGGGGGCCCUUCUUUUCCGCUCAUCAAAGCUGUCGUCGGAACACCCGUCGCCUGAAGCCAGCCUUGAUUCUUCGCCCCACUUUGUCAGACGUAGACAAGGGGCGACACUUCUAGAUUACAUCAGCAGACUCCGCCUUGCGCAGAAACACCUUUCCGUUGCCUGACGCGCCUGCUCGGCAAGAUGCGCUGCACUUGCAGCCAACCGGCAAGAAGCGGAGAGAGGUUGAUGCCUUUGAAAUUAACGCCCGCAGGUCAGAGGACCCUCUCGGUAGCUCCGGAAAGGCAUUACGACCGCUGCCAGUGUACGGCUUGGGAGCGCGCGCGCGUUCUCAGAGAAGCUAAAGCACA
Dermacentor andersoni is the source of this 1875-nucleotide messenger RNA. RefSeq lists its product as uncharacterized. The record is from RefSeq and is a predicted model, not a curated record. NCBI's taxonomy places the organism in Eukaryota, Metazoa, Arthropoda, Arachnida, Ixodida, Ixodidae.